Molecule: messenger RNA, 3496 nt
Organism: Hibiscus syriacus
Lineage: Eukaryota; Viridiplantae; Streptophyta; Magnoliopsida; Malvales; Malvaceae
Product: DNA topoisomerase 1-like
Exons: 22
Coding region: 49-3399 (1116 amino acids)
Biological process (GO): DNA topological change
Cellular component (GO): chromosome
Molecular function (GO): DNA topoisomerase type I (single strand cut, ATP-independent) activity; DNA binding
Source: RefSeq, a predicted model, not a curated record
GUUUCUCCUCCUAUCUGGAACCCAAUAUUUUGAAGGAUUAAGAGGGAAAUGCAGAGGUGCUUGUUGUCUUCUCCUUCAACUACUAACUGCGCAGGACUGCGCCUUCACCCGUCUUUGAUGCCCAAGCUCAAGGUCGUUAAACUUGUGUCUUCGGUACCAUAUCACACUAGAUUUAGAAAACUCAGACCCCCUCCCGGCCUCAUGCUGAGUCAACCGAAAUGUGGUCAAGCUUUGAAUUUUUUCUCAACCCUUCACAAUUCCUUUAUGUUUGCUUUGCCACCCAACCACUUAAAUUAUACACUACCUUGGAAUAGAAAUGUAAUCUCUACUUGUAUGACUUCCAGUGUUAUCAGAUCAACCUCAGCCUUUGUGCCUCUUUCCAAAAUGUUUUUUUCUCAAUCCCCUUCAGUGGCAGCUAAGAAUGAUGUUAUGGGUGUCAGAGAUGGAAAGAGUAGUGGCUUCAGCUUCAGACGGUUUAAUAGGCAUUCAAAGAAGCUAAAGGGAGUAGUUGCUCUCAAUGGGAACAAGGGUGCGCCUUCUGGAUCACCUGCUUCAAUUUCACUUCUUGACAAUGCUAAGCCAGACUCUACUUCCAAUUCACUUGUUAACACUGCUAGGCCAGACUCUACUUCUACUUUGGUUACCAAUUCUAAGCCAGAAUCUAAAGUUAGUCCGAAGAAGAAAAAACAGUCAAGAAGCAAGAACAAAAAGGAACAAAUUUCUAGCACUGUUGUUUCAGAGGAAGCACAUGUGGCGAAAAGCUCAAAAAAUUCUUCUCUGAGAAAUUCAACUGGCAACUUACUGACUGAAACUCACGAUGGUUCUGCUUUAACCAAAAAGCGGUCCAAAAAGAAAAGUACAAGCCCAAACAGAAGGCAGCCAAUGGGAGAAGAUAAUGAUCCAAUUCAGAAACAGGUGCAGAAAAAGUCAUCCCAACGAGAAAAGCCGCUGAAGCAACUAUAUCCUCCCACUGGGAAGUCUGUUAUGGUGGUUGAAUCUGUUACAAAGGCGAAGGUUAUUCAGGGCUACCUUGGUGAUAUGUUUGAAGUCUUGCCUAGCUAUGGUCAUGUUAGGGACCUAGCUGCUCGUUCAGGAUCUGUGCGACCUGAUGAUGAUUUUAGCAUGGUAUGGGAGGUCCCUAGUGCUGCGUGGACGCAUCUUAAGAGCAUUAAGGUUGCACUGUGUGGAGCAGAAAAUCUUGUUCUUGCAUCUGACCCAGACCGUGAAGGGGAGGCUAUUGCUUGGCACAUCUUAGAGAUGUUGCAGCAGCAGGAUGCUUUAGGUGAAAAUGUCACUGUAGCAAGAGUUGUUUUUCAUGAAAUAACUGAGGCAUCCAUCAAAAGUGCUCUGCAAAUGCCACGAGAGAUUGAUGUUAACUUGGUACAUGCUUAUCUUGCCAGACGCGCUCUUGAUUAUCUGAUUGGGUUUAACAUUUCACCACUAUUAUGGAGAAAACUACCAGGCUGCCAGUCUGCUGGACGAGUGCAAUCAGCUGCUUUGUCUCUUAUUUGUGAUAGAGAAACAGAGAUUGACGAGUUUAAGCCACUCGAGUAUUGGACUAUUGAGGUUCAGUUGAAAUUUGAAGAAUCAAGUACUGUAGUAAAAGAUGCUUCUUUCCCUGCACGCUUGACUCGUUUUAAUUCGAAGAAGUUAGGUCAAUUCUCAAUCACUUCAGAGACAGAGGCAAAAGAUGUACAGCAGAAGGUUAAUUUAGAAAAUUUUAAAGUGAUCAACUCUAAAAGAAACUCCACUCGAAGAAACCCUCCAGCCCCAUAUAUAACAUCGACACUUCAGCAGGAUGCUGCAAACAGAUUAAAUUUUCCUGCAACGUAUACAAUGAAGCUAGCACAGAAGCUUUAUGAAGGGAUUCAGUUGUCAGAUGGUGAGGCAACUGGGUUGAUAACAUACAGCAGAACAGAUGGGCUACAUAUUUCUGAUGAAGCUGUUAAGGACAUUCGCUCCUUGGUUACAGAAAGAUAUGGGCCACGUUUCACCCCAGAAAAUGCAUGUAAGUAUUAUAAGAAGGUCAAGAAUGCUCAAGAGGCUCAUGAAGCAAUUAGACCCACCAAUAUUCGGAGGUUACCAUCGAUGCUUGCAGGAGCACUUGAUGAAGAUUCAUUGAAGUUAUACACUCUUAUUUGGUCAAGAACUAUGGCAUGUCAAAUGGAACCUGCAAUCAUAGAGCAGAUACAACUUGAAGUCGGGAAUUGUGAUGAGUCCACCAUUUUCCGAUCUUCAUGCUCAAAAGUGGAGUUCCUUGGCUAUCAGUCUGCUUAUCAGGAUGAAGAAUCUGAAACACUCGGAUUUAAGGAUAACGAAGUAAACCGCUAUUCCGAGACUUUUGGCAUUCUUAGUUCAUUGAAGAAGGGAGAUCGGCUGUAUAUUGGUGAAGUAGAAACCAAGCAGCAUCAUACUCAGCCACCAGCACGCUAUUCUGAAGGAUCGUUGGUCAAGAAAUUGGAGGAGCUUGGAAUCGGUAGACCUUCGACAUAUGCCUCAACAUUGAAAGUUUUACGGGAUAGAAAUUACGUGACAGUAAAAAAUCGUGUAUUAUACCCAGAAUUUCGCGGUCGCAUGGUCUCAGCAUUUCUCGCUCACCAUUUUUCUGAGGUCAAUGAUUACAGUUUUACAGCUGAUAUGGAGACAGAACUUGACAAUGUUUCUGCUGGAUUAACUGAAUGGAAAGGGCUCCUUAGGGAUUACUGGGCACGUUUCAGCUCAUAUUGCAGUCGUGCUGCCAGUGUUCACAUUCAUCAGGUGGAGAAGAUGUUGGAAAAGACAUUUGGAGAUUUCUUGUUUGCUUCUCUCCCUAAUGAAAGUAGGACGUGUCCAAGUUGCAUGGAGGGCACCUUAAUAUUCAAAGUAAGCAGAUUUGGUGCAGGCUAUUUUAUAGGAUGUGACCAACACCCAAAGUGCAAGUAUAUUGCUAAGACGUUAUAUGGUGACGAGGAGGACGAAGAGAGCCCUCAAAAGAACAACAAUGUCGAGGAGCCAAAACUAUUAGGUCUUCAUCCGGGGACCAAUGAGAAGAUUUUCUUAAAGAGUGGCCCUUAUGGACACUAUGUGCAGCUUGGUGAAAACAGGACCGGUUAUCAACCCAAGCGAGCCUCCGUUUCUCAUAUAAAGAAGGUGGAUUCUAUCACCCUCGAAGAUGCCCUCGAUCUGCUACGUUACCCGUUGACAUUGGGAGAACACCCUAAGGAUGGACACCCUGUGAUAUUGAAGCUUGCAAAGAUUGGAUUCGCUGUUCGCCAUCGACGCACAACUGCUCCUGUUCCCAAGGCUAUGAAGCCGAAAGACGUGACCAUGGAGAAAGCAUUGAAACUUUUGUCAAGUAAAGAUGUGAGAAGAUCUGGACGACCCAAGAACAAACCAAAAGUUGAAGAAGAAGACAUUUGACAUCAAUGGUGUUUUAAGCAAGUGGAGCAGAAACAUGAUUUUGGGAUGAGAACUAAGGGUAAGAACAAGUAAUUAGGCAUAGAUAGCAAUGAUAAGU